AUGUCAGGAGCUGGAUCCCAGAAAGCCAACUGUGCCCGGUGGUGCCCCGAAAACUCCACAUGUAUCAGUGCCACUGCCUGUCGCUGUGACCCGGGAUUCAGUUCUCCAUCUGGGGACAUCACCAGCCCCGCAGAGGCCUGUGACGACAUCAACGAGUGUUCACCACCUGUGAGGGUGUCCUGUGGAAAAUUUGCCGACUGCCGGAACGUGGAGGGGAGUUACUACUGCACAUGCAGCCCAGGAUACACGCUUCCUACCGGGGGGAAAACAUUCCGAAACGAGAGUGAGAACAUGUGUCAAGACAUGAACAAGUGCAGAUCCGGGCAGCAUCGGUGCCAUAACUCCACCUUCUGUGUCUACACUGAGGAAUCAUACACGUGCCACUGCCACCGAGGCUGGACCCCCAAACCGGGGUUCCAGAAUAACCAAAUGACCACAGAGUGUGAAGAGAUGUCCUUCCCCUCCUGGUCCCGGCCCUCUGGAGUCACCAGCCAGAGCCUCUCCCGCUUCUUUGACAAACUUCAGGAUCUGAGCAGAGAUUUCAAGCCAGAUUUUGCUAAUUACACCAUCAAG
Messenger RNA from Orycteropus afer afer, 573 nucleotides. Lineage: Eukaryota; Metazoa; Chordata; Mammalia; Tubulidentata; Orycteropodidae. The record is from RefSeq and is a predicted model, not a curated record.